This is a messenger RNA of Strongylus vulgaris, 411 nucleotides long. NCBI's taxonomy places the organism in Eukaryota, Metazoa, Nematoda, Chromadorea, Rhabditida, Strongylidae. The record is from the annotation of a GenBank genome assembly.
AUGGACGAUUUCCGUUCACCGUUCGACAUUUUCCGCGAAUUUUUCGGGAAUCGCGACCCAUUCGAGGACAUCUUCUUCGACGAUUCGUUCGCUUUCCCAUCAGAUUCGUUUAUCUUCAAAAAGCACAAAUUCCCGUCGAGCCGAGUGCACAUAUUUUACGAUGACGAGAAGAAGAAGAAAGAUGAUGACUGUCAUUUUUCGACCGUGAUCCGCUUCACAUCGGCAUCAGAGCCUGGGAAGAACGCGACUGUCCGGAAGACGUCUACAACGACAAAGAUCAUCGAUGGUAAAAAGGUGGUCACGAAGCGAACGGAAAACGAAGGCGAAGAGGUGGUAGAGAUUUUGGAAGAUGGUGAAUUAAAGUCGCGAACAGUGAAUCCAACGGUGGCAGUGGCUGCCGGAGCCAACUAG